AUUAGCUCACUGGUCAUACGCACUCCUUCCCAGAGAUCAGCCAUGCCUCUUGACUUUAAUUCUAUCGCGGCCAGCAAGCGAACCAUACCAGGCUUACCAGCCAAAUCAGCUUCAAAGUUCUACGACCUCUAUCCUCUCCGACUCUCCCCUACCCUUGAACGUGGAGUGGACUAAUCACCAAUUGGAAACUUUUUGUGUGGAUUUAGCCUCGCGCUGGAGGGUUCAGAGGAAAGCUAUCUGGGAUUUCAUGGUAUUGAUUUGAGAGGUCGUAACCCGUGUUGUACAACCAGGAAGAGAUGUCACUUCCUUGCAAUAGGAGAUCGAAGCCGAAACAAUGCUUCAUGCAGGAUAGUCAUACCCUGUUGAAUGUCAUCCAUAUGCAUAUGGAGCUGAAAAAGAAGAAUAUUGAGGAAUUGAUGGAAAGGUUUGGAAAUGAACAACCGCCACCUGCAAUAUUUCUUGAGGAAUACCAAGACUUGACAGAUCAACUGAGCGAGUUACAAGUUGAAGAACAGAGGAUAAACAAUGAGAUGAGCAAUGGCCACACCUCGCCCAAUCUCCAGACCACACCCCCUCCAGAACCGUUAGACCUACAUGCGCCCUUCUCCAGCAAACACAAUCUUGCUCCUCCCCUCAAAAAGGAAUUCGCCAACCAGCAGCACCCCAAGUCGCCGCUUAGCCAAUCAGUGAGGGCUUUCUUGCCAAAUCAGCAGAGGACAUCGGUACUGGCCAAGUCCGGAACCACCCUCAAAUAUUCUUUGUCCAGAGCUAUGAAGAUGAGGGAGUUGAAGCCAGAGAUGUGUAUAGUUUACCGAGUCAAUCCCAGGAUGGUUCUGAGCUGGGAUACAGAUAUGAUGUACCUCGCUGGAGAAGAGAUAUCUGUAGAGUUGAAAGCACAGAAUUUCCCAGCGCCAAGUAGCAUAUCACAUAAUUUUGUCAGAAAAACCUUCUUUGCAAUAGCCUUUUGUGACAGCUGUCAGAAGCUGCUGUUCCACGGCUUCCGAUGUCAGACGUGCAGCUACAAAUUCCACCAGCGGUGUGCUAACAAAGUGCCCACAAUAUGCACCUCCACGACGGGAGACAACCUUUACAAGCUAUUAUUGGCAUUGAGGAAAGAAGAGGACUACAAUGACUAUCAAGAUCCCUUCCCUGACGAACCCGAAUCACCGUCAUCAGAUGAUCAAGAUUUCCCAAGGAAUACGUUACCACGGGAACGUUCCACGUCCGCACCUAAUAUCUGCCAAAAUGCAGUUAACGUUCCUGGUAAACAGUUUGAUAGUGAAGCCUUUUCAAGAUUUGCUUUCCCAGUAAAACCUUCUCUAAAUCCAGAAAUUCAGAUAAAUGGACACCCUGCUCCUAGUGCUGCUGUUAACAUCCAUGGGGCUUACGGUGGACAUGGCAAAGUGCUAACCCCGAACAGUGCCGUUCAGGAUGGCGUCUUUGAUUAUGACCCCACUAACAUCGCCAACGGUUUAGCAUCUAGUUUACCAAACACUACGAACAUGAUAGUGCACAGUCCCAAAAGAGAGUCUGGAUCGCACAGUUCCCAGCCCUCCCCCACCCAUCAGCCCAAGUGGAAGCAUGUCCUUUCUGGGUCCGACUCUUCUAAGGAUAACAAGAUCAAACCUGCCACGUUACCACAUAAGAGGACAAGAAGAGAUUCCAAUGAUGACUGGGAGAUACCAGCCGAUGAGAUUAGGUUAGGAUCAAGAAUAGGAGCAGGGUCAUUUGGAACUGUCUUCAGUGGACAAUGGCAUGGUUCUGUAGCAGUGAAGAGAUUGAAUGUCAAGGAUCCAACCCCAUCACAACUACAAGCAUUCAAGAACGAGGUUGCUGUACUUAGGAAAACGAGGCAUGCCAAUAUUCUGCUAUUCAUGGGAUGCACCUCCAAGCCCCAGCUAGCAAUCGUCACCCAGUGGUGUGAAGGCUCGUCGCUCUACAAACAUCUCCAUGUUCUAGACUCCAAAUUUGUCAUGCAUCAGCUUAUCGACAUCUCAAGGCAAACAGCACAGGGUAUGGACUAUCUCCAUGCAAAGAAUAUCAUCCAUCGAGAUCUGAAAUCAAACAAUAUCUUCCUGCAUGAUGACCUAACAGUGAAGAUAGGUGACUUUGGUCUAGCUACAGUCAAAUCAAGAUGGAGCGGUUCACAACAAUUUGAGCAGCCAUCAGGGUCAAUACUUUGGAUGGCACCUGAAGUGAUUAGGAUGAGAGAUCCCAACCCCUACUCAUUCCAGUCUGAUGUCUAUGCAUUCGGAGUGGUUCUCUUCGAGUUAGUCACACAAUCCUUGCCCUAUCAGAACAUCAAACACAAAGAUCAGAUCAUCUGGAUGGUCGGGCGUGGGUACUUACAGCCCGAUCUGACCAAGGUUCGUAAUGACACCCCUAAAGCACUCAAGAGACUCAUUACAGAUUGCUAUGCUCUCAACAGAGAUGAGAGACCAUUGUUUCCUGUGAUUUUGGCAGCAUUGGAGAGCUUGGCCCGGCAGCUACCCAAGAUCCACCGCAGUGCAUCGGAGCCUUCGUCGCUAAAUCGGGCAAGGUUGCAUUCGGACGAUUUCAUGUACUGUCCCUCCCCCAAGACCCCCAUUCAAAGCCAAUUCGCUGUCUUCCCAUUCGACAUGCGGGGAUGAUGACCGUCUCUUCUGUGACGAACUCUGACAUCGAAACUGACGUCCGACUAAACACCCAAUUUGUGGAAACAGAGUAUAUGAUGACGUGACUUGUGGGACAUUUAUCUUGGAACUUAUUGACAGAUAGUGUUAACACUAUAGCCAAUGGAGAACGAUAAAGAUGUCUGUUUGUAUGGUAGCAGUAAAAGCAGACAUUCUUCAGGAGCGGACGUAUGCUACCCUGUAUUUCUGGCACCCUAGCUAGGACAAAUCAAGAUGACGUGUGAACGUGAAUUUUGAGGUAGAAGUUGUGCAAUGACGAGAGAACAUGCUUCAUUACGUAACAUAAUUCUAGGAUUGAAACAAACAAAAUCAGAUGAGGACGAUGCGCACCAGAGAUGAAUUACUUUCUGCAUCACUUUCCUGAGAGCCGUUCUGUACGAGGUUUGAUAAAAGGAUAUGCACGGAUCGUGAAAGGAAAAUUGAUGAAUAGAACAGGAAAAUGCUUCAUGAGCGGGUUGAGAAACAAACAAGGCAGGUUGAUCAGAAGAAAGCCGAAUUAUUCUCUAUAAACGCAACAGCAACAAUCAUCAAACUUGGCGAAGGUGAAAGUUUGGAGAUGUGCUAUGUGGCGAAAUGGAGACCGGAUCAUGGAGCUCAUCUGUAGAUUUUUCAUGAAAAUUAUCAAUGGUCAAGUUUUUAGAGGAAAGCACACUCACUCACACACACACACACACUACGCAUCUGAUUGAAGUAAAAUAUUUCAUGUAGAUCAUUAUAUACAAAUUUCUCGACAUAUAUGUAUGUUUUUUAUGUAGAUUAGAAAGGUCAAGGUUCACUAAUAAUAUGUGCGGACUGUUGAUUGAGAUGUAUUGUGUGCUGCUGAGGCAGAAAGUUAAAUUGAAAAGCUAGUGACUAUCGGGGGAAUGAUUUAUUUGUUGUAAAUGAAUUAAGUUAUGCUCAACAGUCACCCUUGACAUAAACACUGCAGACAUCAUUGCAAUUUCAGUAUACAUUGGACAAUUUCAACGUGUUAAUUGAAAACUUUUGAAACAAAUCUGUCUGAAAUUCUAUCCUCAUUUGUCACAGAUGUACUUUUGAUCCAAUUUUAUUCCAUUGCAUUAAUCAUGUUACAAUCGAUAAACACUUGCAUAAUUCCGUUGCAAGAUAAAGGCUAGACAAUUGGGCCGAUUCACAGUACGGUGCGCCAUCUAUCGGUUGCAGCGGACAGGCCGAAAUUCGCAAUGCCCCACGGGAAAAAGUUGACAUCUGUUGCACGCGCUGGUAUUAAAGUGCAUGCAUGCUUGCAUGCGAUUAUCCAGCGCUGGCCGACGCGGUUCGACCCGAACUGCUGUUUACAGGGGUCCAAGAGGUAGGAGAGAAAUUUAUUGAGCGCCUAUUUCUAUGCGAAAUUGAGACCAUUCUAGGUGAAUUCCUGCCAUAGGGUUUUCAUGUUAGAAGGCUAACAGUACCAUUAUAGUACACCAGCACUGCCUGCACCUUUGGGCGAUGUCUUCCCUGACAUUAGAAAUUUUGCCUGUUUGCUGCAACCGAUAGAUGGCACACCGUAUUGUGAAUCCACCGAAUUAUGAGCGUUUUUCCUUUAUCUGUCUAAACGUGAUCACUCACUAUCCGCUCUGAAUAUAAUAUCUUGGGCCACUGAUAUUUCUCAAAUUUUCAUAAUUGUGAAAAAAUGAAAAUUUAUUUUGUAUCUGUUUCAAUAGAUAUUAAACACAUAUGAUGCAAAACACAGCACAGAGUGAAUCCCCCCCCAAAAAAAAAAAAAAAAAAAACUUUCACAUUCAAAGAAAAAGGCGAAAAUGAAACGUAAAAUUAUGUCCUUGAAAUCUAACUUUUUCAAAUAACAAUACCAUAUUUUUAUAUCAUAAGUGUAAUCUGAAAGAAUGUUUUUAACAAAGGAUAAUUUUUCAUUAUCUUUCUUGAAAACACUUUAAAAAUAAGUUUACAUGCGUAUUAAAGUGUACAUGAAAUUAUACACAACUUAUCUAAAGGUGUUCCUUAUUCAAAUAAAAUAGCUAUGAAUCCUUGAAGUAAUGUCAUGUUUUUUUUUGUUUUUUUUAAUAAUGAGACAAAAAGUAGGCAUUCAGAUUUGCUCAUGUAGAAAAAUACCUAAUAUAGUCUCAUCUGUGCAUAAUGUAUUUUAUAUAUAUUGUAUGUAGGUAGAAAAGAUGUGUGUACAUUUAUUGAAAUUCACUGGCAUUCUAGAAUUGAUAUUAGUUUCUCUGCCAUCUGGUAUCUUUAUAGAUUUGGGCUGGUCCCAACGAUUGAUAAAUUUGAAGAUAUUUGAGAGUAUAACGGGAGAGGGAAAGAGAGACGGGGAGAGAGAGAGAGAGAGAUGAGAGAAAGAAAGCAUCUAUUUUUUAUUCUAUGUUGUGGUCCUUUUACCCAUUUGAAUGAAUGGUAUCUUCUGCCUGUGCUGUAUAUAUAUCUCUUUAUAUACAUCAUUGUUCCCAUACAUCUCACUUUAGUGGGAAGUGCCAUAUGAAUUAAAUUAAUUCAAAAUAGGAAUUAAAAGGGCAAGUAAAAGAGUUGCUAGAUAUGCCAAGCUUUUCCUGACCAGAAAUUUGUAAAAGCAACCAAUGUUGUGUCACGUAAAGUAAAAAAAGAAGUAUGAUAAAUUCAACAUUGCAUUAAUGUAUUUUGUAUGAACAAUGCAUAUUGUAAUUGUAAUAGUCGAUGUAACACGAUUUCCAAGCAGAUAUGUAAUAACAAAGUAAUUUAUUUUGGUAUGUUCAGUAAUAUUCUCUUGAAUCCAUUCUUAUUUACAACCCAUCGUUGGAUUUGAUAUACUAUAUUUAUUAUUUAUUUCAUAUUUAUUGCAAAAAUGACAAGUUUAUAUUUGAUUAAAAUGUUCAGCUCACUAGAAAGAGUGAAGCCAGGGUCUUCAUGACAGACAUAUUCACACAAAUUGGAUAUUAUGUAGAUUUGUUGAAUAACCCCUAUAUUUAAAAAGAACAAUGAAUUCUAAGUAAAUGUUUUAUUUUCAUAUGAACAAGGUCACCAACAUUUCUCAUCAUUAAUACCAUUUUUGGUAACAAUGUGGCCGCUGUGGCAUGUAAUGAUUUUAAAUGAUUUUUAUCCUGGGUCGAAUAGUUCAGUCAAUGUGGCUAUAUCCUACAUGUUUGGCCUUCAAUAAAUAAUAAAUAAAAUGAUGAUGAUGAUGUGGUAGUAAUAGUAAUUUUUUUAAA
Messenger RNA from Lytechinus pictus (painted urchin), 5818 nucleotides. RefSeq names its product serine/threonine-protein kinase A-Raf-like. NCBI's taxonomy places the organism in Eukaryota, Metazoa, Echinodermata, Echinoidea, Temnopleuroida, Toxopneustidae. The transcript is spliced from 19 exons. The coding region runs from base 297 to 2630 and encodes 777 amino acids. Gene Ontology annotation, molecular function: protein kinase activity; ATP binding. Gene Ontology annotation, biological process: protein phosphorylation; Ras protein signal transduction. The record is from RefSeq and is a predicted model, not a curated record. Gene Ontology annotation, cellular component: cytoplasm.